AUGUUCACCUUUAUAUUCAUGUGUAUGUGGAUUUCACUAGGUGAUUCUAUGGCAGAUCCAAUAAAGCCACUUUUUGCAGAUAAAAGUGUAACUGAAGGUGAUACUGUUACUCUGUCCUGCAGCUACAAAGACUUCACCCAGAUGGUAGGGAACUUACACUGGUACCGGCAAUAUCCAAAAUCUAAACCAGAGUUCCUUCUUUACAUCUAUCCAGGUGGAUCUCUGAGUGAAAACAUCCCACCUGGUUUAUUUGCUGAUGUUCAUAAAGACAUUAAACAAGUGGAUCUGAGCAUCUCCUCUGCUGCAGUAUCAGACUCUGUAAUAUAUUACUGUGCUCUGCAGUCCACAGUGACAGGAAACCCAGCUGCACUGUACAAAAACUUCAACACAGUUAUGUUAUUCCAGCUGGAUUACCUAUUUUCCUCUCUCUCAUUUUUACACUUUACAAUGGGGACAGAAGCUGCUGACAGCAUUGAACCAGACCAACCCAGUUCAUCUUCAACAGAAGGAAGCAGCAUCACACUGUCCUGCACAUAUACAGGAUUACCAUAUAAUCUCCAGUGGUAUUAUCACAAACCUGGAUCAAAACCAGAGUUUAUGGGGCUGAUUAGACGAUCCACAAAAGAUGUCACUUAUGCUGAACCAACUGAUCCACGUCUGUCUAUUAAUCUUAAUACAGAAGAUAUGAAAGUGGAGCUGAAGAUCUCCUCUGCUGCUGUAACAGAUUCUGCACUGUGUUACUGCGCCAUGGAGCCCACAGUAACAGCAACUCCAGUCAUGCUGCACAAAAACUCUUUAAUGUGA
Trichomycterus rosablanca is the source of this 804-nucleotide messenger RNA. RefSeq lists its product as uncharacterized. The coding region runs from base 1 to 804 and encodes 267 amino acids. NCBI's taxonomy places the organism in Eukaryota, Metazoa, Chordata, Actinopteri, Siluriformes, Trichomycteridae. The transcript is spliced from 3 exons. The record is from RefSeq and is a predicted model, not a curated record.